Molecule: messenger RNA, 1378 nt
Organism: Myotis lucifugus (little brown bat)
Lineage: Eukaryota; Metazoa; Chordata; Mammalia; Chiroptera; Vespertilionidae
Gene: BBC3
Product: BCL2 binding component 3
Exons: 3
Coding region: 1-501 (166 amino acids)
Source: RefSeq, a predicted model, not a curated record
AUGGCCAAUUUCUUUAUGUCUGACUUGAUCUAUGUCUACGCGGCGCGAGCCACAUGCGAGCGGGCGCCUGGCGGCCGCAGCAACAGGAUCGGCAGCGGCGGCCACGACGGGGACGCGCCUGCGGCUCGAGCAGCGGCGGCGACAGCGACAGCAGCAGCCACUGCAGUUAGAGCAGCAGCAGCAGCAGCCGCCGCCGCAGGGAGCGGCGCUUCGCGGGCGCGCCCUCCUGAAGGAAGCCGCCCGCCCCCAUCACCGCCCCCUCUGGCGUGUUCAUGCCCCCGGGAGGCAAGAGGAGCAGCAGCGACACGGCCCCUCGCCUUGGCGGGUCCUGUACAAUCUCAUCCUGGGACUGCUGCCCUUGCCCAGGGGCCGCGGAGCCCCGGAGAUGGAGCCCAAUUAGGUGCCUGCGCCUGCCUGGUGGACGUCGGGGACUUGGGGGGCAGGCCCCUCCCACAGCCUGGCGCCCUGGCCAGCACAGGGGACAUUUCCUGCACCAUGUAGCAUACUGGACUACGAGCCCUGCCUGUCCCAGGGGCGGGCCCGGGCAGCCACUCCAGACCCAGCCCCGGCCCAGCCUGGGGUGCACUGUCGGAGAUGUGGACUCCUGGGUCCCUGGCCGAGAAGCCAGGGGAGAGAGGGCUGAUGGACUCAGCGUCUGAAGGCGGCGGUGACCGAGGGGGUGGGGACUGAGCCGCCCGCCUCUGCCGCCCACCACCAUCUCAGGAAAGGCUGCUGGUGCUGGCUGCCCGUUCCAGCUGCAGGGGUGACACUGGGGGGUCCCCUCCCAGUGCUCCUUCACUUUGGGCCUGGCCUCAGGCCCCUGGUGCUUCCCCCCCUCCUCUUGAGGAGGGGGCCCGUGAAGAACAAAUGAGCCAAACGUGACCACUAGCCUCCUGGAGCCAGAGAAUGGGGUGCGUCUGACGGCUGCCCCAGCCCAGCGCCCAGCCAUCUUCCCUGAGCCAGCCGGCGGGUGGUGGGCGUGCCUGCCUCACCUUCAUCUGGGGGUGGCCAGGGGGGCCCAGACUGUGAAUCCUGUGCUCUGCCCAUGACCACCCCCCGCCCCCCCCAUCAAUCCAUUGCAUAGGUUUAGAGAGAGCACGUGUGACCACUGGCAUUCAUUUGGGGGGUGGGAUAUUUUGGCGGAAACCGCCCCAGCCUUAGUCCCCAGGGCGAAGCGCUGGGGGGAAGCGGGGAGUCAGGGAGGGGGAAUCUCAGCAGAGGGAGGAGUCUGGGAGUGGGGAGGGUCGGCCCAGCCUGUAAAUUACUGUACAUGCGCUGCUGUAGAUACCGGAAUGAAUUUUCUGUACAUGUUUGGUUAAUUUUUUUUGUACAUGAUUUUUGUAUGUUUCCUUUUCAAUAAAAUCAGAUUGGAACAGUG